Molecule: messenger RNA, 402 nt
Organism: Malassezia japonica
Lineage: Eukaryota; Fungi; Basidiomycota; Malasseziomycetes; Malasseziales; Malasseziaceae
Exons: 3
Coding region: 1-402 (133 amino acids)
Biological process (GO): mitochondrial respiratory chain complex IV assembly
Cellular component (GO): mitochondrial inner membrane; mitochondrion
Source: RefSeq, a predicted model, not a curated record
AUGGCGGAGGACAAUGCGUCGCGGCUGACAACCGGCGCGCGCGAGGCGCCGAAAUCGACUAGCUUUGCCUUGCUGGAGGCAUUCCAAAAUACCUCGUUUAGCGAGCUGGUGCAGCGGCUGCCGCACAUUCCAUGCGCACGGAGCAGUCUGCUCUUUGGCAUGGCUUCCGGCGCAAGCGUCGGUGUGAUCCAAGUGUUUGCUGGGCGUGGAAUUUCCCGUGCGACCAACUGGGCCGUUGGCUCGUUCCUCUUUGUCUCGGUGGUCGGAUGGGAAACGUGCCGGCGGCAGCGUGCAGCCGAGCAGGCGCGCCUCAAGCAUAUCAUGAGCGAGCAUGCGCGCCGGCGCGAAGAGCGCGGCCAAGCGCCCGACCCGAGCCCGCCCCUGAGUGCUCGGCAUGUCUAA